AUGGUAAAGCCACUUCAAGCUGGUGUAAAAUUCUUUGCAAUUUUUGAUUCAUGUCAUUCUGGAUCCGCACUCGAUUUACCAUAUACAUAUUCUACUCGCGGAAUGAUUAAAGGACCUAAGUCACUUACUGAAGAUAAAGGUCAACUUAUGAAAGCAGGAAUGUCACUUUUGACAGGUAAUACGAAACAGUUAAUGUCAUUUGCUAAGAAAAAUGCGCCAUCAAUUAUGAGAACUGGGAAAAAUUUCAUGAACAAGUCGAGUAAAGCAGAUGUGAUCUCGUUAAGCGGGUGCAAAGAUGAUCAGACAUCAGCGGAUGCUUUUGAAGAUGGGCGUAAUACAGGAGCUAUGUCUUAUGCUUUUAUAAAAACAAUGAGAGAAUCUAGAGACCUUACCUACCAGCAGCUUUUAAACAAUAUUAGGGAUAUUCUUGCAUCUAAAUAUACUCAAAAACCUCAACUCAGCACAUCACAUCAUAUUGACAUGAGUUCAAAAUUUAUAUUGUAA
Dentiscutata erythropus is the source of this 504-nucleotide messenger RNA. Lineage: Eukaryota; Fungi; Glomeromycota; Glomeromycetes; Diversisporales; Gigasporaceae. The record is from the annotation of a GenBank genome assembly.